UCCACCCAUUCCCCAGCCAGAGGACAGGCCCGCCGCUCUCCAUGGUACUGCGGAGAGCUCAGCUCCGCCCUUCUCUUUCAGAAGGACAGCACCCGGCGUCACGUAACCCAGCCUUCUCGGGCUCCACCACCGCCUCUUCCUUCCUAGCUUUUCCCCUCUCCUCCUGCUCCUCUUCUUCACCCGCCCCUCCCCAGCUCCUGCUCCCCUCCGUUGCAUGUUCUCCCCCUCCUGCACUCCUGGAGAUAGACGCUCAAGCCUGGCGCCUCUGAAACGGCAGCAGCAGUCGCCUUAUCCUUAGACCUCAGGAAAUUCGCUUUGACCGAUGCAUGCUUCAGGCUCUGGCUCGAACUAAAGGGAAUAACCGGGCAGAUUUCUGAAUCCAUGUAAAAAGAAAAUAUCAAAAUGCAUCAACACACAGCCAACUGAUACUUGGCGUCUUAGCCUGGCCUUGCAGAGAACAAAGAAAGGGGAGCUAUUGUGAUGCUCACAUCUUACCACCUUCUGGGUUUGAGUCCUACUGUUGAGGAGGUUUCAAAGCAAUCAAAUCCAGCCUGGAAGGCCACUCACACGAUUUCAGUGUCAGCUGCUGUGGUGCUGGAAGUCCAUGCAGCAAGCCUUUGAAGCUACUUUGGGGUUAAUAAGUGGUGUCCUCAAGAGGCAAGGAAGCCCUCCCUCCAUCCUGUUCUACUGAGACGUUGCGUCUGGAGGAGAAACACCCGAGGCAUUCAGAGCGUCUGAGGAUACUGAUCAAUGCAGGCUUCUUGUGAUUCCCUGAGAAGGGCGUCUGCUUCUGACUUCCCCUGAUGUUUUCCCUUUAGCUGGUACCACUGGUGGCUCCUGGCAGAUGAGGCUGUUUAACAAGUGAGGCAUCUGUUUGCCCGCGGAUGCCCUUCAACUAGUUCGUCGGACUCAGAUGGAUCAGUGAUGUCCUUGAUCUCCUGCUGACACCUUGACUGGCACGGUGCCCCACGAGUGUAUCUUCCCCUUGGUCUGGAAGUUCCAGGGCUGCCCUGGACCACUGGGCUCACCCUUUUCUAGUUGGAAGAGGGCUGUCAGGGAGAAGGAGGGUUGCUGGAAGAAGAAGAAGAAGAAGAAGAAAAAAUCUAGACCAAGGAGGGAGCCUCGUCCCACUCGGUGACGGCGCUUCCCCUCCUGUGACCGCCUAUUUCUUCACCACGGUGUCCAGGACCAUUUUGACCCUGUCGGCCCCGGCCUGCCCGCGCCGCACCCCAGCCCCGAGCAUGGGGACGGCGCUUCUCCAGCGCGGGGGCUGCUUUCUGCUGUGCCUCUCGCUGCUGCUGCUCGGCUGCUGGGCCGAACUGGGCAGCGGCCUGGAGUUCCCAGGGGCCGAGGGUCAGUGGACGCGCUUCCCCAAGUGGAACGCCUGCUGUGAGAGCGAGAUGAGCUUCCAGCUCAAGACGCGCAGCGCCCGAGGCCUGGUGCUCUACUUCGACGACGAGGGCUUCUGCGACUUCCUUGAGCUCAUCCUGACGCGAGGCGGCCGCCUACAGCUCAGCUUCUCCAUCUUUUGCGCCGAGCCCGCCACACUGCUGACCGACACUCCAGUCAACGAUGGCGCCUGGCACAACGUGCGCAUCCGCCGCCAGUUCCGCAACACGACCCUCUUCAUCGACCAGGUGGAGGCCAAGUGGGUGGAGGUCAAAUCCAAACGCCGGGACAUGACGGUGUUCAGCGGCCUCUUCGUCGGGGGACUGCCCCCGGAACUGCGCGCCGCGGCGCUCAAGCUCACCCUGGCCUCGGUGAGGGAGCGGGAGCCCUUUAAAGGGUGGAUCCGUGACGUCAGGGUCAACUCCUCGCAGGCCGCGCCCGUGGACAGCGGCGAGGUGAGGCUGGACGACGAGCCGCCCAGCAGCGGCGGCGGGAGCCCGUGCGAGGCGGGCGAGGAGGGCGAGGGCGGCGUGUGCCUCAACGGAGGCGUGUGCUCCGUGGUGGACGACCAGGCCGUGUGUGACUGUUCGCGGACCGGCUUCCGAGGCAAGGACUGCAGCCAAGAAGACAACAAUGUGGAAGGUCUGGCGCACCUGAUGAUGGGCGACCAAGGUAAAAGUAAAGGUAAAGAAGAAUACAUUGCCACUUUCAAAGGAUCUGAAUACUUCUGCUACGACCUGUCUCAGAACCCGAUUCAAAGCAGCAGCGAUGAAAUAACUCUGUCCUUUAAGACCCUUCAGAGGAAUGGACUGAUGCUUCACACUGGGAAAUCAGCCGAUUAUGUCAAUCUUGCGCUGAAAAAUGGAGCUGUCUCUCUGGUCAUUAAUUUGGGAUCAGGGGCCUUUGAAGCACUAGUGGAACCCGUGAAUGGAAAGUUUAAUGAUAAUGCCUGGCAUGAUGUGAAAGUCACCAGGAAUCUGCGUCAGCACUCAGGCAUUGGACACGCUAUGGUGACAAUAUCAGUGGAUGGGAUUCUUACCACAACCGGCUACACGCAAGAAGAUUAUACCAUGCUGGGGUCUGAUGACUUUUUCUAUGUUGGAGGCAGUCCCAGCACAGCCGACCUGCCAGGGUCACCAGUCAGUAACAACUUUAUGGGCUGUCUCAAAGAGGUUGUAUAUAAAAAUAAUGAUGUACGGCUGGAAUUGUCUCGACUUGCCAAACAAGGAGAUCCUAAGAUGAAGAUCCAUGGAGUGGUGGCAUUUAAAUGUGAGAAUGUUGCUACUUUAGAUCCAAUCACCUUUGAAACCCCAGAGUCUUUCAUCUCUUUGCCUAAAUGGAAUGCAAAGAAAACAGGGUCCAUAUCGUUUGAUUUUCGCACAACAGAGCCAAAUGGUCUCAUCCUGUUUAGUCAUGGCAAGCCAAGACAUCAGAAAGAUGCCAAGCACCCACAGAUGAUAAAAGUUGACUUUUUUGCUAUCGAGAUGCUGGAUGGUCACCUCUACCUCCUCCUGGACAUGGGGUCAGGUACAAUAAAGAUAAAAGCCCUGCAGAAGAAAGUGAACGACGGAGAAUGGUAUCACGUGGACUUCCAGAGAGAUGGACGAUCAGGUACCAUUUCUGUCAACACUCUGCGCACGCCCUACACUGCCCCUGGGGAGAGUGAGAUUCUGGACCUGGAUGAUGAGCUGUACCUGGGGGGCUUGCCAGAGAACAAGGCUGGCCUUGUCUUCCCCACCGAAGUAUGGACUGCUCUGCUCAAUUACGGCUACGUGGGCUGCAUCAGAGAUUUGUUCAUUGAUGGCCAGAGCAAGGACAUCCGACAAAUGGCUGAAGUUCAAAGUACUGCUGGAGUGAAGCCUUCCUGCUCGAGGGAAACAGCAAAACCGUGCCUUAGCAACCCUUGCAAAAAUAACGGCAUGUGCAGGGAUGGGUGGAACAGAUAUGUCUGUGAUUGUUCCGGAACAGGUUAUCUUGGCAGAUCCUGUGAGAGAGAGGCAACAGUCUUGAGCUAUGAUGGGAGCAUGUUCAUGAAAAUCCAGCUCCCAGUGGUGAUGCACACAGAGGCGGAGGACGUGUCCUUGAGGUUCCGGUCUCAGCGUGCCUAUGGCAUCCUGAUGGCGACCACUUCCAGAGACUCGGCCGACACUCUGCGCCUGGAGCUGGAUGCAGGCCGCGUGAAACUGACGGUCAAUCUAGAUUGUAUCAGGAUUAACUGUAAUUCCAGCAAAGGUCCUGAGACCCUUUUUGCCGGCUAUAACCUCAAUGAUAAUGAAUGGCACACAGUGCGAGUGGUUCGUCGAGGAAAAAGUUUGAAGUUGACAGUGGAUGACCAACAGGCCAUGACAGGUCAAAUGGCAGGUGACCAUACAAGACUGGAGUUCCAUAACAUAGAGACUGGGAUCAUCACAGAACGAAGAUAUCUUUCUUCUGUUCCCUCCAACUUCAUUGGACACCUGCAGAGCCUGACAUUUAAUGGAAUGGCAUACAUAGACCUGUGUAAAAAUGGUGAUAUAGAUUAUUGUGAGCUCAAUGCCAGAUUUGGCUUCAGGAACAUCAUAGCAGACCCUGUCACCUUCAAGACCAAAUCAAGCUAUGUUGCCUUAGCUACAUUGCAAGCCUACACUUCUAUGCAUCUCUUUUUCCAGUUCAAGACAACAUCCCUAGAUGGACUAAUUCUGUAUAACAGUGGGGAUGGAAAUGACUUCAUUGUGGUUGAAUUAGUGAAAGGGUACCUGCAUUAUGUGUUUGACCUGGGAAAUGGUGCUAACCUCAUCAAAGGGAGCUCAAAUAAACCGCUCAACGACAAUCAGUGGCACAACGUGAUGAUUUCGCGGGACACCAACAAUCUCCACACUGUCAAGAUUGACACAAAAAUCACAACGCAGAUCACCGCGGGGGCCAGGAAUUUAGACCUCAAGAGUGACUUGUACAUAGGAGGAGUGGCUAAGGAAACAUACAAAUCCUUGCCAAAACUCGUCCAUGCCAAGGAAGGCUUUCAAGGCUGCCUGGCCUCAGUUGAUUUAAAUGGACGGCUUCCAGACCUCAUUUCAGACGCGAUCCUCUGCAAUGGACAAAUUGAGAGAGGAUGUGAAGGGCCGAGCACAACCUGCCAAGAGGACUCAUGUUCCAAUCAGGGUGUGUGCUUGCAGCAGUGGGAUGGUUUCAGCUGUGACUGCAGCAUGACUUCCUUCAGCGGGCCUCUCUGCAAUGACCCUGGGACAACGUAUAUCUUUAGCAAAGGUGGUGGACAAAUCACUUAUAAGUGGCCUCCUAACGACAGACCCAGUACACGCGCAGACCGACUUGCCAUUGGUUUUAGCACUGUUCAGAAAGAAGCUGUAUUGGUUCGAGUGGACAGUUCUUCAGGCCUGGGUGACUACCUAGAACUGCAUAUACACCAAGGAAAAAUUGGAGUUAAGUUUAAUGUUGGGACAGAUGACAUCGCCAUUGAAGAGUCUAAUGCAAUCAUUAAUGAUGGGAAAUACCAUGUGGUCCGUUUCACAAGAAGUGGUGGCAAUGCCACGUUACAGGUGGACAGCUGGCCAGUGAUUGAGCGCUAUCCUGCAGGAAACAAUGAUAACGAGCGCCUGGCGAUUGCUAGACAGCGAAUUCCAUAUCGACUUGGUCGAGUAGUUGAUGAAUGGCUACUCGACAAAGGGCGUCAGCUCACAAUCUUCAAUAGCCAAGCAACCAUAAUAAUUGGCGGGAAAGAGCAGGGCCAGCCCUUCCAGGGCCAGCUCUCUGGGCUUUACUACAAUGGCUUGAAAGUUCUGAAUAUGGCAGCCGAAAACGAUGCCAACAUCGCCAUAGUGGGGAAUGUGAGACUGGUUGGUGAAGUGCCUUCCUCUAUGACAACUGAGUCUACAGCCACUGCCAUGCAGUCAGAGAUGUCCACAUCAAUUAUGGAGACCACCACGACCCUGGCUACCAGCACAGCCAGAAGAGGAAAGCCCCCUACGAAAGAGCCGAUUAGCCAGACCACAGAUGACAUCCUCGUGGCCUCAGCAGAAUGUCCCAGCGAUGAUGAGGACAUUGACCCCUGUGAGCCGAGCUCAGGUGGGUUAGCCAACCCAACCCGGGCAGGUGGGAGAGAGCCAUACCCAGGCUCGGCGGAAGUGAUUCGGGAGUCAAGCAGUACGACAGGCAUGGUCGUUGGGAUCGUAGCUGCUGCCGCCCUAUGCAUCCUCAUCCUCCUCUAUGCCAUGUACAAGUACAGAAACCGAGAUGAAGGCUCCUACCACGUGGACGAGAGUCGAAACUACAUCAGUAACUCCGCACAGUCCAACGGGGCUGUCGUAAAGGAGAAACAGCCCAGCAGUGCGAAAAGCGCCAACAAAAACAAGAAAAACAAGGAUAAAGAGUAUUAUGUCUGAUCCCGAGAUCUUAGAAGGACACGUGUAUAGAAAUAGUCGUCAUUUUAUCUGAGACAUAAUAUAAACUUAUUUACUUUCCUUUUUACGAAGCACAUACAAAAGAAGACAGGGAAUGCAAUCAGGAAGGAAAGACUGUUUUUAAAAAAACAAACAAGUAUCUCAUGCUCUUGUUUCUCAAAAAAAGAAAAAAACAAAAAAACAGGGGCCAAUCAAUUCCCUAACAUCCACAGUGUUUUCAUCCACUCUGCCUGUCUUUAUGUUGCUGGAACAUUUCUAAAAGACAGUGAUGACCGCACGCAUUCAUAAAGCAAAGGAGUAUUACAACAUCAAGGCACAACACAAAAACGACACAAAACAUAACACUAAAAAAGAAGCUACCUACGAUCCUGGAUUUAGCCAAAGUGCUAGCGCUUUCCUGAGAAGUCAGUCCGAUUGCUGAUAAGACUGUCCCUUCCGAGUGACUCAACGCUGCAAACCUCGGAGUUUGCCGCCUGGUGCAACUGUAGCAGUGGUGGGAACUUGCUGGAAAUGAAGUACUGGCUUUUUGGAAGACUUGUGUAGGAACACAUUCAAAAAGCCCCUUUCUGGUUGUUGGGAGGAAAGGAAACAAUUAUGGAGGCCUUAUUUUCAAAGAUGUGAAACAUAAGGCAGAUUUUCACACUAAAAUUUCAAAAUGCAAAUGAGGGCAUAGAGGCAAUCAUUGGAAAUUUUCAUGCACGCUUACUAUGUUAUUACAUAUGUUUAUAUAAAAUCCAUCUCUGUGUGCUUUCUGGACUGUGAUAAGUGAUGUUUUAUAGCCUGUUGUAUAGAAAAACGCAAAAUAUAUCUCUGCUCUUCGGCCAUUUUUGGAAAAUUCAACGUUCUAAGUGUUGCUAAGUAUAGGGAGUUUCAUGACAUCAGAGGAACAAUUAUUUCAGUUGAUUUUUUUUUGCCACCAUUAUAAAUUGCCACAAUUACUUAAUUUUUUAAAGAAUACAGUGUAGUGUUUAUUCUAAGGAAGAUAUGUAUGAAUGUAUAUAAAAAAGACUCAGCUGCUUUUUUUUUUUCAUGUACAGCCUUCAUUCUGUUGCAGUUAAGUUUUAGUAUUUGUACGGAAGGUGUGAAUUAGAAAGUAAAAUAUAUACAUAUGUAUCUUAUAAUCUUUUCUCCCCCAGAUACUCAUAUUUGCACACCAAACAGUUAUAUUGCAUUACACACACACACACACACACACACACACACACACAGGAAGCCAAAAUACAGAAUGGAGACCCAAAUGUGCAUUUGAUAGUAACCAUUUCCUGACAAAUUGAAAAACAGAAAGGAAGACAGUUGUGCCAAGGUAUUGAUGACAAAUGGGGUGAUUUGCUUCACUGAGAUCUUGUUCCCAGGAUGCCCUGAGAAAAUUUUAGUCCCUAAUGAAAUGGAACCUUUGUCUACCAAAUAAAAUAUCACUGUAUACUGCUGCAUGAAUAUGAAUUAUUAUGUGAGCAGGUUACAGAAAUUGGUUAACCUAUACCUUAACUCUGGCUGCUGCAAUUAAAAACUUUAUUUCCAAUAAAGUAAUAUAUACA
Messenger RNA from Ochotona curzoniae (black-lipped pika), 7318 nucleotides. It is a transcript of the gene NRXN1, whose product is annotated as neurexin 1. The transcript is spliced from 23 exons. The record is from RefSeq and is a predicted model, not a curated record. The coding region runs from base 1242 to 5765 and encodes 1507 amino acids. NCBI's taxonomy places the organism in Eukaryota, Metazoa, Chordata, Mammalia, Lagomorpha, Ochotonidae.